Aspergillus puulaauensis is the source of this 1737-nucleotide messenger RNA. Its product is annotated as FAD-binding oxidoreductase. Gene Ontology annotation, biological process: lactate catabolic process. Gene Ontology annotation, cellular component: mitochondrion. The transcript is spliced from 6 exons. The record is from RefSeq and is a predicted model, not a curated record. Bases 1 to 1737 code for a protein of 578 amino acids. NCBI's taxonomy places the organism in Eukaryota, Fungi, Ascomycota, Eurotiomycetes, Eurotiales, Aspergillaceae. Gene Ontology annotation, molecular function: FAD binding; D-lactate dehydrogenase (NAD+) activity; D-lactate dehydrogenase (cytochrome) activity.
AUGACAUCCUCACCACCAAAGAAAACCUACCCAGACGCAGAGUACGAGGCAGCCCAUCAAGAGACAUUCUCGCCGCCCAGGGCAAAAAUACCAACCGUGCUACCGGUUGGCGUGACAGAAUCCGCUUUCAAAAUUGCAAUUGAGGAACUUAUUUCUGCGCUCGGGGUCGGUUCUGUUUUUGUUGGCGAGGCGUUGGCGCAUUAUGUCGAUCCGUAUGAUGUCUACGAGGAUGAGGAGUCGAGGCGGAAGGUUCCCAGUGCUGCAGUCACUCCUGCGUCCAUGGACGAACUGCGCCGGGUCCUUGGAAUCGCUAACAAAUAUGCGCUUCCACUCUGGACGAUCUCCAGAGGGAAGAAUCUGGGUUAUGGUGGACCUGCUCCUGUACUGAGCGGGUCGGUGACCCUCGACUUGCAUCGAAUGAACCGCAUUCUGGAAGUCAACGACGACCUCCAUUAUGCCGUGGUAGAGCCCGGCGUAACUUGGACAGAUCUGUACAACUACUGCGUCGAGCACAAGAAGAAAGUCUGGCCAAGCACACCUUCUCUAGGCUGGGGGAGCGUGAUCGGGAAUACAGUAGACCGCGGCACAGGCUUCGGCCCAAACUCCCUUCACCACCAAUGCGUCGCCGGAUGCGAGAUCAUGCUCGGCGACGGCGACAUCCUCCGCACCGGGCAAUUCGGCCUCACAAACUCUCCCUCCGCGUUUGUAUCCAAAUUCACAUUCGGCCCCUCGGUAGAAGGCCUCUUCUUGCAGAGUAACCUGGGCAUCGUAACUAAAAUGAGUAUCUGGAUGACGCCGCAGCCGGCCACGUUUAUGGCGUGUACGUUUAGCAUGCCGGAAUUCGAGGACUUGGAGGUCUUGGUUGAUACACUAGGCGUGAUGCGUCGGAACGGGGUUAUUCCUAGUGUGGUCUUCGUUGGGAAUGUUGUCGAGGCGCUCUCUAUACAUGGUCGACGGAGGGACUUUUGGAACGGGGAUGGGCCUAUCCCGGAUUGGAGGGUGAAGGAGCUUCAGAGGCAGCUUGGGCUUGGAUACUGGGCGGCGCGGUUCGGUCUAUACGGGCCGAAACGGAUUGUCCAGGCGCAUUUCGAUGAGAUACGUGAUGUUCUUAAAGAGAAAGCCCCGACUGGCGAGUUCACGGGAAAGCUCUUUGCGGCAGAGCUUGGGGAAUUGCUCGAUGCCAAGUCGAUUCCCUUUGAGGAUGGGAAUGUGUUCGUUGGCGUGCCCAGUCUGAUGGGCAUCCCGCUGAUGAGCUGGCCGCUGAAAGAGGACGGGGUUGGAAAGCCUGCGCAUGGUGAUUAUGCGCCGAUAAUUCCGUCGUCUGGAAAACGGGUGCUUGAGUGGAUGCGGCGCGCGAAGCCGCUCUUCGAAGCAGCAGGGUGCGAGUUGAUGACGGACUUCUUUAUGCAUGAGCGGCAUGUUGUUAUCAUGGGGAUGUUCACCUUCGACCAGCAUAGCGAGAAAGAGCGAAAGGCAAUGCAUGAGCUUUUUAUGGCACUGCAUAGGGAGGCUACGAAGGAGGGAUAUGGCAUGUAUCGUGGACAUGUCCAGCACAUGGAUUUGAUUGCGGGUUUAAAUGAUUUCAAUAACCAUGCAUACAUCCGAUUCGUCGAGAAACUGAAGGAUGCAGUCGACCCUAACGGCAUCCUCGCACCGGGAAAACAAGGUAUCUGGCCCCAGAGAUAUCGCCACUUGCGAGAUAAAUCUGGCAGCGAUGGAUCUAAGGCGAAGCUAUAG